Pseudomassariella vexata is the source of this 1848-nucleotide messenger RNA. RefSeq lists its product as uncharacterized. NCBI's taxonomy places the organism in Eukaryota, Fungi, Ascomycota, Sordariomycetes, Amphisphaeriales, Pseudomassariaceae. The transcript is spliced from 3 exons. Gene Ontology annotation, cellular component: cytoplasm. Gene Ontology annotation, molecular function: flavin adenine dinucleotide binding; electron-transferring-flavoprotein dehydrogenase activity. Bases 473 to 1588 code for a protein of 371 amino acids. The record is from RefSeq and is a predicted model, not a curated record.
AGUGAUGAUUAGGUUGUACGCCUUUGUGAAACGGGUUUUUUCAUCCCAAAAUCUAGCUUCUCUUCAUACUCAGGACCCUUGCUGCAGCAGAGGCGUUGUAGUGAGCCGCGCCGGACGCCUCGGGUUUCCGUUCGAGACGCAAAACAUUGGUUGGUGCUUUUGCUUCCCUUCCCAUGUCCUACCAACCGAUGACCUGACAUUAUAAAAGCUUGAGUACCCUCCUCUCGCCAUUCACUAGUCUUUAGACUUGCACUUCUUGUCCCCCCACGAUUGUAUCGCGUAGGCCAAAAACCGUCUUUUUCUCCCCCGGGGCGCGAUUCUUCCAGCUUAACAAUUUGGUAUUUCCCGCUGCUGGUCUUGACAGUCGAAGCUCCUGAUCCCACGGAACGAUUUCAGGACUAACACUGAAACUGGGUGUGCCGGACUUUGCCAACAAACCAACACAACAUCAAAACAGAAGCAAAACGACAUCAUGACGCAAACCAUCGUGGUCUUGGGCGGUGCCUAUGCCGGUAUCGAAAUUUCACACAGACUUCUCAAGUACACACGGAAUUCAGUCAAGGAUCUCAAAGUUAUUCUUGUUUCCAAGAACAGCCACUUAUACUGGAAUAUGGCCUCCGUCCGCGCCAUCGUGCCAGGCGUGUUGACGGAGGAGCAGAUCAGUGCCUCCAUUGAGACGGGCUUCUCCAAAUAUCCUGCUGAAGCCUUCGAGUUCAUCGUCGGCUCCGCUGAAAGCUCAGACUUGGAUGCUAAAACCGUCACCAUCGCAACAGCUAACGGCGAGCGCACCCUAAACUAUGAUCACCUGGUCCUGGCGACUGGCUCCCGCACCGUCGAUGACCAGGUCCCAUGGAAGGGUAAUGGCACCAAUGAACAGAUUCAGGCCAUGCUGCGCGAUACCCAACAGAAGGUUGCCGCAGCGAAGCACAUUGUGGUCGCCGGUGCUGGUGCGACUGGCGUAGAGACGGCCGGUGAGCUCCGGUACGAAUACAAAGACAAGGAGGUCGUUCUUCUGUCCGCGGACCCGCAGAUCCUUGGCGGAGACGUCAUUGCUGGGAAUGCGGCGAGUGAACUGAAGAAGCUCGGCGUCACGAUCAAGACGAGUGCUAGAGUGGUUGGCCACAACGUAACUGCGGAUGGGCAGACGGAGGUCACGCUCGAGAACGGAGAGAAGAUCACUACGGAUCUGUACUUGCCCACGAUGGGCAUGCGGGCCAACUCGGAGUAUCUGCCCGCCAAGGUCAAGAAGGAGCAUGACUUCGUCGACGUAGAUGAGUUUUACCGGGUGAAGAACGUGGAGAACGUAUGGGCGGCUGGCGAUAUCGCAUGGUCUCCCAGGGGAAGUUUCGUGGCCACGCAAAAGCAAGCCGGCGGUGUAGCCAAGAAUCUUGAUCUUAUCCUCCACGGCAAGGCCCCUAUACCCGUCAAGCUGCUGCCCGUUGACCCAUUCCUUUGUGCGACGGGCCGCGGUCGUGGCGCCGGUCGUAUCAAUGGGUUCAAGGUCUUCUCGCUCAUGGUGUACAUGAUCAAGGGCAAGACGCUAGGCACUAAUCAUCUACCCGGUUACAUUGACGGAAGCUCAUUUUAGGUCUAGCAACUCUUCGAGGGCAAGGUGUUCGAUUGAAACGGCAGUCGAUGUGGAAUCGAUACGGGGUAGUGAAUUUGUCCCAAAAGCAGCAUUGGUUGUUGGUGUGCCCAAGUACUCUUGUAUGGUGUAAAGAACCAUGACGUGGAAGCGGGGAGGUGUUGAGUAUCAUUUGUAUAGAUACCCUGCCCCUUGUGUUUUGAUUCCUGCUGACUAACAAUAUCCAAUGGCGAGACUAAUAAAAUAUGCUUCCUUGCGCCCAC